Radiomyces spectabilis is the source of this 1180-nucleotide messenger RNA. RefSeq names its product activator of Hsp90 ATPase. The transcript is spliced from 8 exons. The record is from RefSeq and is a predicted model, not a curated record. Bases 37 to 1026 code for a protein of 329 amino acids. Gene Ontology annotation, molecular function: ATPase activator activity; protein-folding chaperone binding. Gene Ontology annotation, cellular component: cytosol. Gene Ontology annotation, biological process: protein folding; positive regulation of ATP-dependent activity. Lineage: Eukaryota; Fungi; Mucoromycota; Mucoromycetes; Mucorales; Radiomycetaceae.
UUUUGUCUCUUUUUCUUUAUCUUCUACUUUUCGGUCAUGUCCAACUGGAAAAACGUCAAUAACUGGCAUUGGGUGAGCAAGAAUUGCUUGAAUUGGGCUCAAAAAUAUUUCGAUGCCCAGCUUGUCGGCUUGCAAGCCGAGAGGGACGGCAAUAAGGUGGCUAUUACCAAGGUCAACGAGUGCGUGGGCGAUGUCGAUUUGAGUCAGCGCAAAGGCAAACUCAUCACUAUUUACGGCGUCGAAUUGAAACUCACUUGGGAAGGUACCACGGCCAAUGGUACCCAAGCGACCGGCAAAAUUCAUGUGCCCGAAGUAGCGCACGAUACCGAGGCUGAUGAGUACGUGUUUGAUGUGUCGGUGGACAAUGACAGCCAAGAGAAGCAAGUGCUUCGUGAUGUGGUGAAAAAGCAAUUGGCACCUUUGAUGAUUGACAAGUUUGAAAAACUGGCCACCGCCAUGAUCAAAGAAAACAGCUCGGACGUUUACAUUGAGCAGAAAGAUAAGGCCGGUUCUGGCGCGCCCACGGUCGGUGUCACCAAAGAACGGACCGGAGUGACGCAUAUUAAUAAAACCACGAGCAACGUCACUUCCACGACGUCGACUGAAAAGUCUGGAUCCAAGGUGAAUACGACUACCUUGCAAGAAACCAUUGAAUUCCAAACCUCGGCCCACGAACUGUUCGAAACGUUGCUGGAUCCUCAGCGUGCCUCAGUAUGGACCCGCGGUCCUGCCCAAGUAUCUAAGCAAGUCGGUAGCAAGUUUCAGUUCUUCAAUGGCAACGUAUCAGGCGAAAUUUUGGAAGUGGAACCUGAUAAAAAGAUUGUUCAGUCAUGGCGUCUGGCUUCGUGGCCUGCAGGUCACUACUCUACUGUCACCAUGACUUUUAACCAAGGCAACGACAAUGUGGAGUUGACCGUGAAACAGACGGGAGUUCCAAUUGGCGAAGAAGAAUUGACGCAGCGUAACUGGGCAGGCUACUACUGGAGAGCCAUCAAGCAAUCAUUUGGAUUUGGCGCAGUGUUUUAAAUGCAAAAAUGGAUAAACGAACAAAAAAGAUUAAAGAGAUCAACAAUAAAAUAUAAUAAUUCAGAGAAUGGGACCGCAUUUUACUGGGGAGUGACACUCUCUAUUUUGUAAAUGGCAAGGAUCCUGUCGCAUGUGAUCUGGGACGCGAAGCAUC